This is a messenger RNA of Eurytemora carolleeae, 3810 nucleotides long. RefSeq lists its product as uncharacterized. NCBI's taxonomy places the organism in Eukaryota, Metazoa, Arthropoda, Copepoda, Calanoida, Temoridae. The transcript has 16 exons. The coding region runs from base 942 to 3308 and encodes 788 amino acids. The record is from RefSeq and is a predicted model, not a curated record.
AUGGAAGUAUUGUUUACUCGCAGAAUAAUAAUUCUCACAAAAAAAUGUCUGGGCUCUGAGAAGGUUUACUGAGAGAUAUCAUCGGGAUGGAAUUAACAUUACUGAGAGAAACUUUGGAGAAGAUAUUCGUCUGUUUGGAAAAAUGUAUUUGUUCAUCCCUUCACAAAGAAACAUUGCAAUGUGAGGCACAGACGGAUAAAAAUUUAAUAGUUCUAUAUUUAAUAGUUACUCUUAACAGUUCUAUAUUUGGAUAAAUCUGUGUUAAUUAUGCAACCUCGCAUGGGUUAUACUAUAUUCUAGUUCAAGUUAGGCAAAAAUAGAUAUGUAUCUAGUCGCGGAAGGUUUUUUUCAGUUAAUAAAGUAAAUUGUUAGAAUUUAUGUGCCCUCGAAACUCGGAUUUUCCGAAGACACCAAUUGUAAAAUGAAGAACUCAAUUUUUUUCUACAACUCUUAAAUACUUCAUCAAAAGCCUUGUUGAGUUUUAUUUUAAGAUGGGUGCACGAACUAUUGCACAGGAAUCAAAGGGAGAAGUUUGACGAGUACUAUCUCUAUUGGAGCGUAUUGUGAAAACUACAGAGAAUUCAUUGUAAAAUCUACAAAAGAAAAUAAAGAAACCUAAAUGUAUGGGACGGAAAUUCUCCGAAGGGAUUAGAAAACCAGCUUCUGAAACUGACUACUGACUCGAGACAGUCAAACUAAGGAAGAAAUGAGAUGAAACACAUACAGAGAAGCUAAACUAUGUAUUAUGUAAACAGUAGAGGUUAAGUGCUGAAAAACCACAAUAUUUAUAUUUAUUAUUAUUGGAAAUAUUUAUUUCAACAUUUUCUGUUCAAUUAAAAUCUAAUAUUAUGAUGUGAGAGAUGUGAUAAAGCUAUUUAUUAAUGUUUAUGUGAUCUAUCAUCUGAUAUGUUUGUGUUCCGCCACUUGACAUAGAUAAGAAAAUGUUCUACUCCACGGAUCUGCUGACCGCCAAGGGUGGGAAGUUCAAUAUGAUCUGGUUACUUGGUGUCUCAGUUUCUCAGGAGAAGAAAAGGAAGCUUGAGGAGAAGUUAAUGCUGGCAAAUGAUCUGAUCGAACAGAACAUGGAGCUGAGAAGAAUGUUACCUGUUCGAGGAAAGGAACGGAGCUUCUCUCUUCAUGUUAAUAGUAUCCUUCUCCACGGCCUAUCCAUCAAUCUCAAGUUCAAGGUUGACUUUGUAUACCGGCGGAUAAACCAAAACAAAUCAACUCGGCGGGAGGAAGUGCAGGAGAUUGACUGCUUACCGGGGACUGAAGCCUACGUAUUGCCGGCGGAGAUGGCGGUUGAUAUUGACUGGGGAAGAAUGAAGAACAGGGUUGACAUGUAUCAACUUCCCUCGGAGUUAGAGUUAGGCAACUCCAUAGAUCUUCCUUCACAGGGAGCUUUUGACGCCUUUGGUGGAUCUAUGCUGGAUAAUGGGUUUGGAGAAAUUCUUCCACGAGGGAACGGGGAGACUAGUGAUCUUCUUGACAACUUCCUUGAAAGUGAAGCUGGUGGAAUUACGCUUCAGGUUUCAGCUCAGGACAAGAUUGAUAUUCCUGCUCCAGAUCUUGAGGUUUCCGCUGAAGAAGAGAAGAAAGAUGGGCGACCAGGCGGACGAAAAAGAAGUGCUGACGAUGAUGUCGCAAAUCCUAAGAAAGGAAAGAAAUCACCGAGGAGAGACGAGGUGACAAUUAUGCAAGAAGAAGACGAAAAUAUGAUCCCAGAUGCUCCUCUUCGACCCAGGGUUCCCACUCAGCUGGAUCUUGUAACCCCAGCUCUCGAGAUUCAGAAGAGGAGAAGAACUCCCAGAAACCUCUUCUCUGGUGAUAAUUCUCAGGACGAGCAACCGGAGAUCCAAGACAAGAAUCUGGAGAACGAUGUAUUCUUGCCUGACAACAUCGGGAUGGAAGUACCUCUCAACGUGGAUAUCGAGGUGCCCAUGGACACGGACAUCCAAGAGCCUCUCAACGUGGAUAUCGAGGUGCCCAUGAACAUGGACAUCCAAGAGCCUCUGAACAUGGACAUCGAUGUGCCUAACAUGGACAUCCAAGUGCCUACUGUGCGUGAAGUAUCUGAGCAGAUUGAAACAGAACAAGAGGCUGGUGAACCUGGAAUUGGCGAGGAACCUAUUGAUAGACCUGCUGCAGGAAAUGAUAAUGAAACUCCAACAGAAGUUCUCCGUCCUCUCGUUUUAAAGAAGAAGAAGGAGUCUACAAGACAACCGAGGAAUAUGCUUAAAAUUGAUAAAGACAAGCAACUUUCAAUGGAAACGAUCCAUGCAAACCUUAACAACGACGGGGACUUACUUCUGAAGAAGGAUUCAGUGAGCAUUGGUCUAAGCUUUAAUUUCUCCGGGUCUGGCAGGAAGUUUGGGGGUAGUCUCAGUAAACACUGGGACAAACAGCUCAGGGUUUGCAAAACAGUGACUGUAAAUGAUUUUGAGGAGGAUAUGAUUAUGAGAAAUAUAUCUGCUAACAAUUCAAAUAAUAUCUCCGCAAUCUCCGCUAUAGGUCAGAAUAGCAGGCUUAGUUUAAACACUUCUAUAAAUCGGUCACAGGAUGGCCUCGAACCCAGGCAAAGUAAGGAGCCUCCCAGGUUGGAUAUCAUUACGGAGAAAUCCCAAGAAAAUUCUGUCCAGAAGAUUGGCGACCCAGAUAUUACGCCUCAGGAUAUUAUUGCUGUUGGGCAACCACAUCAGGAAGACAUUACUGACGUCCUUCCCCCUCAAGAGAAUAUUGCGGACGUCCAACCUCCUCAAGGGGAUAUUGCUGACGUUCUCCCUCCACAAGAGGACAUUGCUGACGUUCUCCCUCCUCUAGAGGACAUUGCUGACGUUCUCCCUCCUCUAGAGGACAUUACUGACGUUCUCCCUCCUCAAGAGGACAUCGCUGAAGUUCUCCCUCCUCAAGAGGGUCAUGAUGAUAUCCCUCCUCCGGACGGUUUUCCAGAUGACGUGCAGCGGACUGAUGAAUUUGCAUUUGAGAAAGAGAUGGAGAUUCUGGCCACUUCUACGAGGGAGUUCCUGAAUGCAGUGGAGGAGGUCUGUGAGGAGAAGAAUGAUGAGUUCUUCACUUACUUCUCAACAGUUUGUCCUCCUGAACAUACACAGCGGAGUAAGGGUGCGACUAGUUUCUUCUCAAUGCUAACCCUGGAGAAGAAGGAAUGUUUAAGAACUGAGCAGGAACAAUUCGUGGGACCAAUCAAAAUUAAACUUCUCCAGAAGGCUGCAGAGUUCGAGAGCCAUACAGAGACCAGCAGCAGUGGAAGUAGGAGUAGCAGCAUUCAAGGCUCCUUCCAGGAGAUGUAAACCACCAGUGCAUGGCCAUGACUGGAUAUGUUUUUCAGCAGUAGUUGGUCACACCCAAAUAUUAACCUAAAAUUGAUCGUGUGUCUAGAAUUGAGAUUUAAUGUAACAAUGUUUGAGAACUUAAUAAUUUGCAAAGCUUAAUAUUUCUGCUUUUGAUCAUUAAAAAAAUUUGACAUUGUAAAAUUUUAAAAUACUAACAUGUAAAUCCACGCUUGAAUUUAGAAAAGAAAAUUAUGAACCUGUAAUAGUGCCAUACAAAAUCAUAUAUGUUGUUACAGUCUAGUUAUUUGAAAAUUAUUAACUAAAUUUUGGUUUGAGUGAUGAAAAUCAAUACUUUCGUACAAUAGAGGCAAUACAAAUAACUUCUUAAUAACCGAUUUUGUUAAAAAGUCACUGAGUACAAUCGUACAAGUGUACAGUACAGUACGCUUCUUGUUUAAAUUGUCAGUAUAAGUGUAAGUAUUGAAGUAAAAGUAAAUAUUUAUAACUCAUUGUUUCAGAA